Molecule: messenger RNA, 2602 nt
Organism: Erpetoichthys calabaricus (reedfish)
Lineage: Eukaryota; Metazoa; Chordata; Cladistia; Polypteriformes; Polypteridae
Product: outer dynein arm-docking complex subunit 1-like
Exons: 16
Coding region: 130-2097 (655 amino acids)
Biological process (GO): outer dynein arm assembly; cilium movement
Cellular component (GO): axoneme
Source: RefSeq, a predicted model, not a curated record
CCUUGUCAGGCUUAAGGAGAAUAGGAAGCAGAGCUGUUCUGUGAAAAAAGCAUUGUAAAAACAACCAAUUACCAUGAAUUUAUAGAUUAUUAAUCAUUUUAGCUGUAAUAUUAUUCCGACUUAAAAGAAAUGGUGAAGUCUAAGAAAAGCAAAGGAUUAGCAGAAAACACUGCGAAUGUUAACAUACAGAACAGCGCCGAAGCUGAAAGCGAAAAUGAAGGUGAGUCUGAAGUUGCAACACUACAACGCUGCUGCACUUUUCUUGAAGGUAAUAAACAAGCAUAUGAACGGGAAACACAUGAGAAAAUCAGGAAACAGGAAAAGCUAAUUAAACAACUUGAGCAAGAGAGACGGGAUAUUGUAUUAAAUCUAGAGGGAGUGAGGGGCCACAGAAAUGAGAAGCAUAAGGAGAAGAUCGAAGAAGCUUUAAACUCUCUGAUUGAAAAAGGAGAUGAUAUUGACACGAAAAUAAUGCAAGAAACGAAGAAACAUGCAAGACUCGAUAAGGAGAUUAAAGAACUUGAAGCAAAGCUUGACAAGGAAAGGAAGAUUUUAGCAGAAAAACAAGACCCUGUCAACAAAAUCAGAAAACUAAGAAACCAUGAUGCUCAGGCAUCAGGAAAAUAUAACACAUUCAUAUCCACCAAUUCCAAACUUCGAGAAGAAAUUGAGACACUCAGAGGGGAGAAAGAAAAGUUUCAGCAACUCUACAAAAAGAUUCAAAAGGAGCUUGAAAAAAUUCGGAAGGAAUGUGUGAAAGUUACUCAGGAGGCAAAUGAAGCCCAUCAUAUAAGAGAAGAGGCUCAAGCUAAAAUUGUGAGAGUUGCCGAGCAAACGACGAAUGACCUUGACCAGUACACCACAGAGUUAAGUGAAAUUCAAAGAGAGCUGAAACACUCUGGGAGAGUUGAACGGUUUCUUCAAGAGAAAACAAAACACAGAGAACCAGAUGCAGAGUUUCUGGCUGCAAAGAAAAAAAGAGAGUCCAAAAAGCAAGAGCAGAAAAUUGAAAAUAAGAUUACUCUAAAUAAAUAUGAAGAAGCUGUGGAGAGGAUAAAUGAAAUAAUUGAAAAAAGUGCAAAAAAGAUGUACAUAAAAAAACACAGACGAAGUAGACUGGAUAGUAAAUAUAUUGUUGAAGGAACUUCAGAAGAUGAUCGCAGGCGUCUCUGGGAUAUAGCAAGCAGAAGGAAGUCAACAUUGCAAGGCUUUUACUUUAAAGAUACCAUUGGGGAAUAUGAUCCAGAAAGAAAAGUGAGAAGACCAACCGAACACAGACGUAAAUCUACAAUGUUGGGAACAAGCUAUGAAGAACAAGAGAGGCUAAAAGAAAUUAUGAAGAGAACUUUGGAGAACCAGGCUAAGACAGAUGAAAAACCUACUUUGGAUUUUGAUCCUGAUCUGUUUUACAAUGUUUAUAUGGAAAGGGAAGACCAGAAUUUUGCACUUUUUAACUUUGUCACAGAGCAGAUGAAUGAAAUUGAAAAUGUUCAAGAGCACAUUGAGGAGCUGAAACUGAAUAUUGCAAUCUUAAAAAACAAAGAUUUCAAUGAGAAUGAAGAACAUAAGAUCAUCAUGGCAGAAGUUGAACAGAAAUUGAAACAAGCCACAGAGGCUAAAAACAAGUUUAAAGCAGACAUUAAAAAGAAAGAAAAGACUAUAGAUUGCAUCAGAACAGGGGUUGAGGAUUUAAUGAAGAAGCUUGGAAUUGAGCAUUCAGUUUCCUCAGUCUCCUUAGGAUGGAAGGAUGGUACACAAAAUCAGAACAUCAGUGUUCUUCUUGGAAUUAUUGAACAAAGAGCAAGCGAACUUCUAACUUCAACUUUCUACUUGAAGUACCAGGACUCAGUCAGAAGUGACCAAAGCACACUUCCAAAAUAUCUACAUAUCAAUGAUCCACCAGUAUUACAAGAUUAUGAUGUCCAUCUUCCUUCCACAAGUGAGGAAGAAGAGGACAGUAAGGAAGACAUACGACCCUUGUCUAAAACAGAAUUGCAACUAAAAGCAUUAAAAUCAAUCCAGACCAAAGAAGGAAGAUCUACAGACAAGUUAGGAAAACCCUUCAGUGAAAAACUGAGCAAGCCUAAAGCCAACUAAAUCUUUAAUGUCUUACCAUAUCUCAAAAGGGACAAUGUUAUAUGAUGCUGCAAGUUUUUCAUUUUUUCUUAAUGAAAUGAUAUCUGUAGUUUUUUAUUUCCAUAUGAAAGCAAUACCAGUUGUGACAUGUUACAUGUUGUGUGCAUAGACAUGAUUUUUCAUAUUUUAUAUUGUCAGAAAUAGAGUACAUUGUCUUGAAGAAUUCAAUCACAGUCUUUUGCUUUUGAAACAGUACUGACAUCAGUUUUGAAGCUGGUUUGGUUGCACAAACUAACAGAAUAAUUUAUUUGCAACUGACACUGAAAUAUGUUUUGCAUUUUCUGCUGACUUUUCAGAAAUUGCAAAGGAAGAGUUGCCAAACCUAACUGGACUUGAACAUGUUGAGACUUUAAAACAGAGGAUUAGCUUUUUAAUUGCUAAAAAAUAUUUCUUAUGUAAUACAGCUAUUGAAAAAAUUACUUUAACGCUACUACAAUGUCCUUACUUCUAUAGCUGGCACCUCAAC